AUGAAAUUACCAAUGAAGCUAAGUUUGUUCUAUGAAGCAUUAUGUCCAUAUUGUCAAAAUUUUAUUGCAAAUCAUCUUGGCAAUAUUUACAAUCAAUUUCGCGGAUUUAUUGAACUUGAAAUGAUACCAUGGGGAAAUUCAAAAUUAUUCCAAAAUGGUACCAUACGAUGUAAUCAUGGAUCAAUUGAAUGUGAUGCUAAUAAAUUACAAAGUUGUGUCUUGGAAUAUGCAAAAAUGAAACAUGCCUUGGCUUUUAUCAUUUGUUUCGAACGAUCUCUUACGGAUCUCAAUGUGGAAUCAGCAUUUCAACACUGUUCCGGUUUCAUUCGUAAUCAUUAUAGACGAAUCAGACGGUGUUACGAUUCAGAACGUGGCAUACAAUUGCAACGAAAAGCAUUCCAUCGCACAAUGUCCGCUAAACCAAAUCGUAUAUCAGAAGUACCAUAUCUGCUUAUUAAUGAAUAUAGUCCAAAUCCGGAUUCCAAUAAUUUGGAUAUACAUGCUUUGCAAUUAUUGUUAAAGAAAUGGAAGCGUAUACCUCGUGAUUAUUUAAUUAAAUGA
Messenger RNA from Cercopithifilaria johnstoni, 561 nucleotides. The record is from the annotation of a GenBank genome assembly. Lineage: Eukaryota; Metazoa; Nematoda; Chromadorea; Rhabditida; Onchocercidae.